GAUGCCAGUCCCGGCGAGCUACGUGCUGUGGAUGACGCUCCUCAGCGCUUGCAAGGUCCAGGGCGAUGAGAAGAGGGCCAAGAGAGUGGGGGAGAGGGUCAUGGAGCUGGAUCCUCGCCGCCCGGCCGCCUACGUUGUCCUCUCCAGCGUUUGAUCGUCUGCGGUGACGUGGCUGACACGUCGGCUAAGAAGUCCAGGUGGCGAGGUGAGCUGGCCACCUAGCGGUCAGCAUUGGAGGCUUUGCGGGAGCAAAUACGAGCGCCUAGGUUUGGAGGAGGCAGGAGGAGCUAUGGCGGCAGCGCUAGCGCCCGCGGCAUUGAUCCGAGGAGCUGCCACCACGGCGAGCGAUGGCCCAUUCGCGGCGGCGACGUCGUCGUCCUCCUCGGCUUUGUUUGCCGCGAGAUCGUCGUCUUCCAGGUUCGCGCAAUUCGCACUGCGGUGCUCCUCCGCCGCGGGGAUUGGCUGUGGCCGGAGGGCUGUGCUCAAGGUAGCAGCUGCACAGGUGCUCCAAGAUGUGCAUUUGAGCGAGGAGGCGAGAAUGGAGGUCGUGGAUGUGGAUUUGAGCGAUCGCACCUACCCAAUCUACAUCGGAUCUGGUCUUCUAGACAAGCCAGAGCUUCUCCAGAAACAUGUGAAAGGAAAGAAUGUGUUGGUGGUGACGAACACGACCGUGGCACCAUUGUACCUGGAGAAAGUAGUCGGGCUUCUCAAGGCAAAUGGUUCCAAGAUAAAUGUGGAGAGCGUUAUCCUGCCGGAUGGUGAGAAGUAUAAGGACAUGGGAACUUUGAUGAAAGUUUUUGACAAAGCGGUGGAAACCAGAAUGGAUCGAAGGUGUACGUUCGUGGCACUGGGAGGAGGAGUGAUUGGAGAUAUGUGUGGGUUUGCUGCUGCGGCUUUUCUCCGCGGUGUGAAUUUUAUUCAGAUUCCAACGACGCUCAUGGCUCAGGUUGAUUCGUCAGUCGGAGGGAAGACCGGUGUAAAUCAUCCGCUUGGCAAAAAUCUCAUUGGUGCAUUUUACCAGCCUCAGUGCGUGGUUAUCGACACGGAUACUCUUAGCACGCUUCCAGAGAGAGAGCUCUGUUCUGGAAUUGCCGAAGUCGUCAAAUAUGGUUUGAUCAGAGACGCGAAGUUUUUCGAGUGGCAAGAGGAAAACAUGGACAAGCUGUUGGCCAGGGACCCGGAUGCUCUUGCUUAUGCCAUCAAGCGUUCUUGUGAGAACAAGGCAGAGGUUGUAUCGCUUGACGAGAAGGAAGCCGGUUUGAGAGCUACAUUAAAUCUUGGGCAUACGUUUGGACAUGCUAUAGAAACAGGAAUUGGCUACGGUGGUUGGCUGCACGGAGAAGCCGUAGCUGCUGGCACGGUAAUGGCUGCGGAUCUCUCAUUCCGUCUGGGAUGGAUAGACGCUUCUCUUCAGUCUCGGAUCCUAAACUUGCUAAAGCGUGCGAAAGUUCCAGUGGCACCCCCCAGCACAAUGACAAUCGAAAAGUUUCAAAACAUAAUGGCGGUAGACAAGAAGGUUGUGGACGGCGAUUUGAGACUCAUACUACUCAAAGGCGAGCUUGGAAAUUGCGUGUUUACUUCGGCAUACGAUACCAAAGCUCUUGAAGAAACACUGCAUUCCUUUUGUCCCUCAUAGAUUACUUCGAAGGGCCACCCAUGGUAUCUUUGUUAUAGCGAUGGUUUUUAAAAUGUUUUCCACCGUUAAACAAAAGUUCUCAACUUGUCCUA
Selaginella moellendorffii is the source of this 1728-nucleotide messenger RNA. RefSeq names its product 3-dehydroquinate synthase, chloroplastic. The coding region runs from base 290 to 1636 and encodes 448 amino acids. Gene Ontology annotation, cellular component: cytoplasm. The transcript has 8 exons. Gene Ontology annotation, biological process: aromatic amino acid biosynthetic process. Gene Ontology annotation, molecular function: 3-dehydroquinate synthase activity. NCBI's taxonomy places the organism in Eukaryota, Viridiplantae, Streptophyta, Lycopodiopsida, Selaginellales, Selaginellaceae. The record is from RefSeq and is a predicted model, not a curated record.